ACAUAGUUUUAGAGGCCGCAAAUAAAAAAUCCAAAAAGAAAGAAAAAAAAAAAAAAACGAAAAACCCAUAUGAAGUAUAGUGAAAUAUCCCACUUUAGCCAUUCCCAACACACAUUAAGAUUUGAGUACUCAGAAUUUCCAUUCAAAUGCGAUGGGUGCAAAGAAGUAGGGAUAGGGUCAAGAUACAAGUGCUCAAAAUGUGAUUUUGAUCUACACAUGCAUUGUGCAAUACCUUCUCCUUCAAUUUUUCAUCCAUUUUACACUAAAUGCUCCUUUCAGUUCCUGUCACGACCUCCAGGUGAUAAACCUCGUUACUGUAAUGCUUGCGAGAGAGACAUUAGUGGGUUUCUUUACCAUUGUAAAGAUUGUGGAUUUGAUUUACACCCAUGUUGUGCAAAAUUGCCUACGGUUCUUGAUGAUGGAGAAACUAAGCUGUAUUUGUACAGGAAAGUGAGUGCAACUUGUCACAAAUGUGGGCGUAAAGGGAGAAGUUGGAGUUACAGGUCUUCAUGCAAGAAAUAUAAUCUGCAUGUGGCUUGUGUUAAGGACAUGUUAGUGGAAAAUUGGGCUGGUCUCUAUUACGGUAAUAGCAGUGUUCCUAAUGGCUACGGUGGUAGUAAGAAAGUGGAAAUUAAUAGACUUCCAAGCUUGAAAAAUGUACUUCAAACCCCUCACCGUAAGAAGAAAGGUAAGGUGCAGAAAUGCUGUGAGAUGGCUGGACUGGCCGUGCAAUUUGUCAUCUCCGCCGUGCUCGGUGAUCCGACAGCUAUUAUUGCUGGGGUUAUUGGAACUUUUAUUUCAAGAGGGUGAUGAUCAAUACAAGAUUGAUAGGGAAUAAUGGAAUAUUUGGUUAGAUUUUUUUUUUUUUUUAAAUUUGAAAUUAGUUUAUAUAUGUGUUUGAAGAAAAUGUUGGGAGUCUUUGGCAAUAGGGAUAAAGGUGUCUACGUGCCUUUAAUGUGAAUAAAUUCUACUCCACUUUGUGCUUUUAAAA
Molecule: messenger RNA, 991 nt
Organism: Jatropha curcas
Lineage: Eukaryota; Viridiplantae; Streptophyta; Magnoliopsida; Malpighiales; Euphorbiaceae
Product: Cysteine/Histidine-rich C1 domain family protein
Source: RefSeq, a predicted model, not a curated record